AUGGCGGUCAAGUUGUCUGAAUUUUGCCCAGGAGGCAGUGCGGGUACGAUAGCCUGUCCGGGGGGAACAUUUAGAGCAACAACAGGAGCUGAAGAGGAGAGUGACUGUCAGAACUGCCCAGCAGGAGAGUACAGUACGGGGGGUGCUGCGUCGUGCGACCCCUGUCCCGGCGGCUUCGCAUGCCCGCUCCCCGGGACAGAGUCGCCCGCAGCCUGUGGACAGGGACAGUACGCCAACAACGGGAGCACCGCUUGCCAACCCUGUCCUGUAGGCUACAGGUGUCCCGUAGGGCAGAUGGCAGAACCACUAGAGUGUCAGGAUGGCUACUACACAGCUAACACUGGUCAGACCAGUUGUGCAGAGUGUGAGGGAGGCCGGAGCUGUGCCAACAAGGACUCGUCGGUAGCAUGUGGCCCCGGGACGUCUAGUGCUCAGGGCGAGGCCACAUGCUCACCCUGCCCUGCUGGGUCCUACAGUGGUGCCCAGGCCUCCAGCUGUACCCAGUGUGAUGAGGGCCACUCCUGCUCGGACCCUGCCCAGUCCCCCCAGCCCUGUCCUGCUGGCUAUGUGUCUGCACAGGGACAGGCCAACUGUACCAGAUGUGCCAAUGAUGAGGUCCCAGCGAGCCCGGUCCCGAACUCGUGCCAGCCCUGCCCGGCCGGCCAUGCCUGCAGUGACCCUACGCUGGACCCCGUGGCGUGCGCGGAGGGCGAGUACUCUCUCCUGAGCGACGCUGCGUGUACCCGAUGUCCAGCCGGGUCCGAGUGUCCGUCCACUUCGACUAUCAACACCUGUACUGGAGGCACAUACUCGGGGGAGGGCCAGACGUCCUGUUCACAGUGCCCGGCUGGUCACUCCUGUACCGUGUCAUCAGUCACCCCAUGUGGAGCCGGCUUCUACAGUGCUGCAGGAGAUGUGACCUGUACACAGUGCCCUACUGGUUCCUGCUGCCCGUCUGGUUCCGCGGCUCACACUCCGUGCGACGCCGGCUUCUACUCCGACAGUCCCGGCGCAGACUGCCCGUGCUCGGAGUGCCCGGCUGGCAGCAGGUGCAGUGCAACCGGCGCCACACCGUGUUCAACGGGAUCCUACGCGCUGGCAGGGUCAACCGUCUGCCAGCCCUGCCCCGCCGGUUCCUACUGUCCGUCCACGUCUGCCCUCCCAGUGGCCUGCCAGCCAGGCUACUAUAACACCGAGGCAAACCAGACCAGCUGUACGGAGUGCCCAGCCGGCAGCAAGUGUCCGUCCACCAGCCAGACCCCACAGACUUGCAUACCAGGUCAGUACAGCGAGGCUGGUUCAACAGUUUGCCAUGACUGCCGGCCCGGCUAUGCCUGUCCCGACACGGACACCGCCAGCACGAUUACGCAGUGCUCCCCGGGAACGUACGCGGACGGGUCAGACACGCAGUGUUAUACCUGCCCCGCUGGCAAGUUCUGCCCCAGUACAACUGAGGCGACCCAAAUCGACUGCGCACCCGGGUCCUACUCCACCGGCAACGCCACGGUGUGCACGGUGUGCGAGGCCGGUAAGAUGUGCCCCCGCGCGGACGGGGAGGACAUACGGGACUGCGCGGCGGGAGAGUUUAGCCUGAGCCAGGCCACCGCCUGCACCGCCUGCCCGCCGGGGUUCGCCUGCCCGGACACCGCCUCGGACAUACAGGUCCGGUGUGACGCUGGGACGUACUCGCUCGGCAGUCAGGCAUCAUGCACUGAGUGUCCCGCAGGAUUUGCCUGUCCCUACACUGACCGAAGGACCCAGACUGCCUGUACUCAGGGCUACUACAGUACAGGAAACCAGUCCUACUGUUUCCCAUGUCCAGCUGGCUUUGCUUGUCCUAACACAAAUAGCGACAACACGGUUGAGUGCACCCCCGGCACGUACUCCUACGGGGCCCAGCGGGAGUGUACCGGCUGCACGGCGGGCUCCUACUGCCCCUCCACCACCCAGGGGGAGCGGAGAUGUCCGCUGGGGUACUACUCCGCUGCAGACGCCUUCAACUGCACGCCCUGCGAACCAGGCUACGAGUGCUCCGAUCCUACAGCCCCUGCACUGUGUCCUGCGGGUAAGUACUCGCCCGGAGGAGAGAUUCGCUGCUACCCCUGCCAGCCCGGUUACAUCUGCGAGGAGGGGUCCAGUUCGGCCACCCCUGCUUCAGGACUGUGCGAACACGGUGGCUGGUGUAACGGUGUGACGUUCACGCCCUGCCCCGCGGGAACCUACAACCCCAACAACGGGUCACGCACCCAGCGCGAAGCCUGCCAGACAUGUCCUGCAGGUUUCUUCUGUCCGGGCACCGGCAACUUUGAGUACGAAAACAACGACUGUCCUGCCGGACACUACUGCCCGGCUGGCACGCCGUCUGGCACCCAGUUCCCCUGCCCUGAGGGCUACUACAACACUGAGCUCAACGCCUUGCGAUUGGAUGACUGCGUGCUCUGCCCCUCGGGGAACUACUGCCCGGUAGGUUCUGACACUGAUGGCCUCGAAUGUCCCGCCGGGUUCUACUGCCCGGCUGGUCAAGGGUCACCGUGGGUGAAUGCUUGCCCUCUCGGCACCUGGAGCGACGAGGUCGGACUCAACGUCUCCCACCAGUGUAACGACUGCUCAGCCGGGCACUACUGCCCGUUCGGUACGGAGCUGGUGCCGCGCGUGUCGGAGAUCCCAUGUCCUGCUGGCACGUACAACCCAGACGAGAGGGCUGGUCACGUGCUGAACUGCCGCCAGUGCGACGCGGGGAGGGCGUGUCCCACCGUCGGGCUCGACAAUGCCUCGCACGCCUGUGCACAAGGUUACUACUGUCCGAACGGUACAAUCACCCCAGACCAGUUUCCGUGUCCGCCCGGUACCUUCACCAACAACACGGACCUCACCGCGCCCGAGGAGUGUGAUCUCUGCCCUGAAGGGUUCUACUGUAGUUGGGGCACCGGCAAUGCCACCAAUGGCCCGAAGCCCUGCCAUACCGGACACUACUGUCCCCUCGGCACCCCCACCCCCGACCGCUACCCCUGUCCUCCGGGAACCUUCUCACCUAACAACAACAAUGACAAUGCCGGGAACUGCACCGCCUGCACACCUGGGUACUACUGUUUGGGCGGAGAGGCUACAGAAACAGCCCUGUGCCCCCCCGGGUACUACUGUCCUGAAGGCACGCAAGUCGCCGAACAGUUCGGCUGCCCCAACGGCACCUACAACCCAGACCGCGGUAUCUGGGCAGAGGAACAAUGCCUCAACUGUACACAGGGGCACUUCUGUGAGAAUGGUGUCAUCGCACCUGAACCCUGCCCAGAGAAAACCUACAUGCCAUAUGGAAACAACACCGGCACUGGGUUGGUUGAGGGUGAUCCGGCCACCCGUAAGUCCAGCUGCCUGACCUGCCUAGCUGGUUACUUCUGCGAGGUGGGAACUGUCACUCCCGCGGAGUGUGGACUGGGCAAGUACUCUAAACCUGGCCAGAGCGUGUGCAAGGACUGUGAACCUGGGUACUACUGUGACGAGGCCAACACCACACAGACAGCGAUGCUGAACGAUAAGAAGUGCCCGCCGGGACAGUUCUGUAACGGUUCCCUCUCCGACGUCAGCGAAGCCACAGACUGCACCAUGGGAUACUACUGUCCUGAAGCGACACCAUUCGAGGUGCCGUGUCCCGUCGGUACGUACAACCCGAACCCUGGAGAAGGAUUUGUAACAGCCUGCCUGAACUGCACUGCUGGCAAAUACUGCCUGGAAGGGUCAUUCGAAGUGUCUGGGGAGUGUGAGGGGGGCUACUACUGCCCCACAGCAUUUCCCAACCCGUACGGAUCCAUCCCUGCAACUAUCGGAUCCUACGGAGAGAGACAGGUUCCUUGUCCUGCUGGUACAUACGUGACGACCACGGCUAGCGAGACCGUGGAUGACUGCCUGGCCUGUCCCGAGGCACACUACUGUCCGCUGGGCACCAAGGACCCCAAUGUGUGCGACCGCGGGUACUACUGUCCGGCCAACAUAUCCUCACCUAUUCCCUGCCCUGUGGGCAGAUACGGAAACACCACAGGUUUGGUGCAGCUUGAGGACUGUCCUCUGUGUGACAAAGGGAAGUACUGUGAUGCCCCCGGCCUGCUGAGCCCCCGGGCACCCUGUGACCCCGGGUACGUGUGCUACGGCGGAGCGAACACCUCCAGCCCAACCGACGGGGAAACCGGAGAAGUGUGCCCCGCAGGAGGCUACUGCCCACUGGGUUCGUUUGAGAGCCUGCCCUGUCCUCCCGGGACCUACAGCAAUGCGUCGGGAGCGGUGGACGAUAACGACUGCAGCCGAUGCGACCCGGGCUACUACUGCUCCAACGCCCGCGGCCCCGAGCCCACGGGCUGCUGCGACGCGGGCUGCUUCUGUACCGGGGCCGCCAACGUGUCCUGCCAACACAUCACUCAACCUGGCUUCUACACUCCGCCGUGUUCCUCCCAGCAGCGAAUGUGUGAGCUUGGGACGUACCAACCGUACGAGAGAAGCGGGGGGUGUACGGAGUGUGAAGCCGGCUUCUACUGUCCAGAAAAAGGCAUGACCAACAGAACGGCCUGUCCGUCAGGGUACUACUGUACCAACGGUAGUUAUGUACCGGAGCCCUGUCCUAAGGGGACCUACACCAACCAGACCCACAACACGGACCCCACAGACUGUUUGGACUGCCCCCCUGGUUACUACUGCACAGAGGCCCAUCUCUCCGCUCCAUCAGGGCAGUGCAACGCUGGACACAUCUGCUUCAAAAACGCCCUCUGGCAGGACCCGGUUUACAACAACGACACUUCGGGCGGGAAGGAGGUUGUCCUGUGGGGAGACCUGUGUGCCGCGGGCCACUACUGUCCCCGCGGCGCCACCUUCAUGCACCCGUGUCCCAUCGGCACGUACACCGGCAACCUGGGCUCCCAGAGUGAGGACGACUGCAUACAGUGUGAUGCAGGGAAGUACUGUAAUGCUACCGGAGCCACUCAACCUGCAGGGGACUGCUUCGAAGGGUACUAUUGUACCGGCAAUUCCACCACCCCAGCGCCGUACGGUAACGAUACCGGCGUGGGUGACAUCUGUCCGCGACACCACUACUGCGAAGCAGGGUCCCCGGAGCCGAGGCUAUGCGCGGCGGGAACUUACGCUAACCACACCGGCAUGAGCGCCUGCCUGCUGUGUCCGCCGGGGCUCUGGUGUGUCCCUGGCCAAGACCCGGUCUACUGUCCACAAGGUAGCUACUGUAUCGGCAGCACUGACUCAGUGAAAGAGCAGACCCCGGAGCAGUGUCCGGCUGGAACGUACGGUGCAGAAGAGGGUCUGACGGCGGAGGCAGGCUGCACCAAGUGUCCGCCCGGCUACUGCUGCAUCGAACCUGGACUCACCAUGCCGAUCAACAAGACAAAAGCCGGUUACUACAGCACAGGCGGAGCUUCGAACUGCGGCCCGUUUGUAACAGAGACCGACUCAACCGACACACGGGAGGUCUGUCCUGCCGGCUACUUCUGUCCUGAGGGCAGCGGGGAUCCGUCGCCCUGUCCACCUGGAACUUACAGUACAAACAACCAGCUUCCGUCGGAAGACGACUGCACGCGCUGCCUGGCCGGGUACUUCUGCCCAGAGUAUCACAUGACUGACAAGCCCGACGACCACGGCGACACGUACAAGUGUGCCGCGGGCUACUACUGCGGCCGCGGGUCCAACACCUCCCAGCCGCUCAACGAAACCUUCGGAGACAUAUGUCCUACAGGGCACUACUGUCCACUGGGGUCCUCAGCUGCACAGCCAUGCGAGGCGGGGACGUUUGCAAACGAGACUGGACAGUCUUCCUGUGACCAGUGUCCAGAGGGGUUCUACUGUGAGAGCGGCACGUCCAUACCUGGUUCCUGUCCUGCCGGGUACUACUGCCCAGCCGGCACAGACAGCCAGUUUAAGAACCCGUGUCCACAGGGAAAGUACAACAACCUCACGGAGAGAACAGCCGGCGCAGCCUGCCUGUCCUGUCCUCCAGGGUCCUACUGCCAGACCCCGGGCCUGGCCUGGCCCACAGGCGAGUGUGAUCCGGGCUGGUUCUGUACGAUCGGAGCGAAGUCGGGCCAGCCGGGGACGGUAGCGGAGGGCGGGCGCUGCUCUCCCGGCCAGUUCUGUCCCGGCGGCAGCUCUGUGGCGACCCCCUGCACCCCCGGGAUGUACUGUGAUAACCACGGGCUGGCUGAGCCCACCGGGAACUGUACUGCUGGGUACUACUGUCUGCUGGGGGCCAGUACGGACAUGCCUAGAAAUGACACCACAGGUGACGCCUGCCCCAUGGGUCACUACUGUCCAGAGGGAAGCAGCAGUGGAACCACCUGCCCACCUGGCACCUUCUCCAACGUCACAGGUAACAGGGAGCUGGGAGACUGCUAUGAGUGCACCAUGGGGAGUUACUGUGAAGGGUUUGGGAACGUAGAGCCGAGCGGCCUGUGUGCGGCCGGGUACUACUGCCCGGGGGGGCAGAACACAUCCACACCUCUGGAGUACCAGUGCCCUCAGGGGCAUUACUGUGAGGUGGGCAGUACUGAGCCGGUCCGCUGUGAGUCCGGCUCCUACCAGGACCAGCUGGGCCAGCCUGGCUGUAAGGAGUGUCCGGCUGGGUACUUCUGCGAUAACACCAUGGACCCGGUCGUGCUGUAUAACAACACUCUCUGUCUGGAAGGUUACUUCUGCCCUCCUCGUACUAAGUACGCAAUGGAGCACCCCUGUCCCCGGGGGAGUUUCAGUAACACCACUGGGCUGAGCUCGGAGAGUGACUGCAUCCCCUGCCCAGGAGGGUACUACUGUGAUGAGCUGGCACAGACUUCCUACACCAAGCUGUGUGCUGCAGGGUACUACUGUAGACGAGGUGCUAUCGAGUCCACCCCUAACCAGACGGAGGACGCUAACUCCUGCCCGGCUGGGUUCUACUGUCCGGAGGGGACAGCCGAGCCGCGGAAGUGCGACCUGGGAACCUUCUCUGACAACCCCAACCUGGUCAGCGCCGAGCAGUGUCUCAACUGCACCGAAGGCAUGUACUGUGGAGAGUACAACAUGACAGCACCCAGUGGGGAGUGUUGGGCGGGGUUCUACUGUCCCGAGGGCUCCCCAGACCCAGACUGGAUCGCCUGUCCACACGGGCACUUCUGUACUAACGGCACGCAUACGCCCGAACCAUGCCCUAGGGGUACGUUUUCCAACGAGACCCACCUGAAGUCAGCAGGAGAGUGUUACCAGUGCACGCCCGGCCAGUACUGUGAGACUGAGGGCCUGACAGAGCCAACGGGGUCCUGCGGAGAAGGUUACUACUGCCCUGAGGGAACUGUUCACAGAGAGCCAAAUGACACGUACUGCCCCAUCGGUCACUACUGCCCGGGCGGCGUGUCUUUACCUCUGCCAUGUAGGAACAACAGUCAUGUGAACCACACCCAUGCAGUGAUGUGCUACAGCUGCGAGGCCGGGUACUUCUGCGAGGCGGCAGGGGUACAGACCAUCUGCCCAGCCGGCUACUACUGCCCCCAGGGCACGGGGUCUGACCUGCGCGCCUGUCCCCGUGGUACCUACAGCGACCAGCAGGGUCUGUACGCGCUUGAGCAGUGCAAGCCCUGCGAUGCUGGGAGGUACUGUGACGAGGAACAUCUCAGCUCACCUGCUGGCCUGUGUACAGCCGGUCACUACUGCGUGUACGGCGUGGACAGAACCAAUCCUGACGGGGACAACGUCACGUCCGCAUCCAACAGCUCCGACUGUCCGUACCACGACGGUGCCAUGACGGGUUAUGGUGGGAUCUGUCCCCAAGGCCACUACUGUCCUAACGGCACAGACUACCCCAAUCCCUGCGCCCCGGGUACAUACGCCCCAACAACAGGCAUGGCAGAGUGCCUCACGUGUGAACAAGGUUACUACUGCCCGAACGCCACCGUGGACUAUGCAGACAACCCGUGUCCCUCAGGGCACUACUGCCCCGCCGGCACACAUCAGGGCAAUGACAACCCCUGCAGCCCCGGCACCUUCAACAACAAGACUGGCAGCUACGACCCGGCCGACUGUGUGUCCUGCCCAGGUGGCUCCUACUGUGACACCAGUGGCCUGUCCAACCCCAGUGGACUAUGUGAUGCCGGGUACUACUGCUCAGUAGCCUCCACCACAGCCACCCCCAGUGGGACGGGUGGAGACAAGUGCCAGGCUGGCUACUACUGUCCCCAAGGAGCGUCCUUUCCAAAGGCCUGCGACCCAGGCUACUACUGUGCUGUGGAUGGCCUCAACCAGACGUCUGGGGAAUGUGAUCCAGGUUUCUACUGUACCUCCAUGGCUGUGCUGUCCAAUCCACAAGAUGGCAAUGUCACAGGUGACAUCUGCCCCCAGGGUGCGUACUGCCCCCCUGCCUCCCCCUCCCCCAGACUCUGCCCCCCUGGGUACUUCCUGAACAGCACGAGGAACGACGACCUGUCAGACUGCCAGACCUGCACGGCCGGGAUGUACUGUGGGGAGAACGGGCUGGCCCAGCCCACCGCCCCCUGCGCCCAGGGGUACUACUGCCCCGGGGGUCAGGAGGUGGCCACACCGCACGAGUUCAACUGUACUCUGGGUCAUUACUGCCCGGCCGGGAGUGUACUGCCGAUCCGCUGUCCAUCAGGGCAGUACCAGGACCAGGAGGGGCAGUGGGGGUGUAAGAACUGCCCUCCUGGGUACUACUGCGAUAAUGUGAAGGAACCGGUGGUGCUGUACAACAGCUCAGCUUGUCCAGAAGGCUACUACUGUCCUAAUGGCACUCGUUACGCUAACGAGUUCCCCUGUCCGCGGGGGACGUUUGGUAACCUGACACACCGGGAGAGAGUCAACGACUGCCAGCCCUGCAGCGGCGGACACUACUGCGAGACCGAGGGCCUCACCCAACCCACUGGGCCCUGCAGUCCCGGAUACUUCUGCAAGGUGGCGUCCAACUCCUCCACCCCAGGGUUUGGCGCAGAUGCUGACGAGUGCCCAGUGGGGCACUACUGCCCGGAGGGGACGGCAUCCCCCUUAGCGUGUCCGCCCGGCACGUAUAACCCGAGCAUGCAGAGGACAGACAUUACAGACUGUCUGAACUGCACAGCUGAGCGCUACUGUCCCUCGUGGGGCAUGGACCAGCCUGGGCCCGAGUGUGAACCUGGUUUCUACUGUGAGGCUGGAGCCGACGUUGCGACCUUUGCCCGUUGCACCGCGGGUCACUACUGUCCACAGGGCAGUUCCCACCCGACCCCGUGUGCCGCGGGCUCCUGGUCCAACACCCCUGGGCUCAGCCAUCAGGACAACUGCACGCAAUGUCCAGGUGGAUUCUACUGUCCGGAGACAGGGAUGACUGAAGUGACUCAGCAGUGCUGGGGAGGGUACUACUGCCCAGGGGGGGACGCUGUUCCCAACCCCCCCUCCACCAUCUGUCCCGGGGGGGUGCACUGUCCCAACGGCAGCCAGACUUACCUGUCCUGCCCAAGCGGCACCUUCGCUAACUACUCAGGUGCUGCUGAGUGUGACCCCUGCCCUGCUGGGUACUACUGCCUGCCUGUUCAGCCUGAGAACGCCACCAUGGCCGCCACCCUCUGUCCACAGGGGUACUUCUGCCCUCAAGGUACCGGAUUGGACUGGCAGUCUUGCCCCUCCGGAACCUACAGCGACCAGAGAGGACUGUGGGAUACCAGCCAGUGCACGGCUUGUGAUGGAGGGACGUACUGCGACGACCUUCACCUGACACGACCUGCCGGAAACUGCUCAGCUGGUUACUACUGCAGAUCAGGUGUGAACCGACCUGACCCCAGCACCCCAAACACCUGUAGCCAGGUGAGGAACUCCACAGACAACUCGACCGGCUGCCUGUGUCCGGACCAGACCUAUCACACAGGAGAUGGUGGCCAGUGCCCGCUGGGUCACUACUGUCCCGAGGGCACCACAGCCCCCCUCCCCUGCCCAGCCGGCACCUACAGUAGUGUGCAGGGCCUGGAGGAGUGUAAGGUCUGUCCUGAGGGGUUCUACUGUCUGGACAACAGCACACAGUUCCUAGACACACCCUGUCCUGCUGGUUACUACUGCCCGAAUGGCACAAGCCAUCCAUACGAGUUCCCCUGCCCUCCUGGCACCUACAACCCUGCUAACUACAGCAGCUCUAACUCAUCCUGCCUGGCCUGUUCUGCUGGGAUGUAUUGUGAUGUGGAGGGGAUGGAGGCACCGCGAGGGAACUGCAGCGACGGGUACUACUGCGCCGGGGGGAGCCACACGCCAACCCCCCACCCCACUUCUGCCAUCGGGGGACGCUGCAGGGAGGGGUACUACUGUCCUGCUGGUACUGACCAUGAGCUGGAGUGUCCAGGCGGUCAGUUCUGUGACGUGGCCGGUCUGUCGGAGCCUGUGGGACCGUGUGCAGCCGGCUUCUUCUGCCAGCUGAAGUCCACUACUGCCACACCUCUGGACGGGUCCAUGGGAGACGAAUGUCCAGCCGGUUACUACUGUGAGGAGGGUUCAGCCUACCCCUCCCCCUGUUCCCCUGGUACCUACAGCUCCAGUAAGAGGAACACCAACGUUACCGACUGCAGGCCUUGUAGCUUUGGGGAGUACUGUGGAGACUACAACAUGACAACCACCUCAGGCAACUGCAGCGCCGGUUUCUACUGCCCGAGAGGGGAGGACGUCCCCGACAGGCUGCAAUGCCCUGUGGGAUACUUCUGCCCCGAGGGUUCCCAUCAGCCAACCAUCUGCCCCAGCGGAUGGUAUCAGGAUCAGCUCGGCCAAUCAGAUUGCACCAUCUGCCCCGGCGGAUACUACUGCGACAACAGCUUUGGUGUGGUUGUUGUGAACGGCAGUGUGGAGUGUCCAGCCGGGUACUUCUGUCCGCCCGGCACGCAGCGGUACAACCAGUGGCCGUGCCCGCGCGGGACCUACGGGAACUCCACCGGAUUCAACUCAUCCGCAGACUGUAGCCCAUGCACAGGCGGAUUCUACUGUGGCGAUGUCGGCCUCACAUCCCCGUCUGGUCCCUGCUCUGCCGGCUACUUCUGCAAACAGUAUGCCGAAACUCGCACUCCAAACCAGACAACCGACGCAAAUAUCUGCCCACAGGGCUCGUACUGUGAGGAGGGUACAGCAGAGCCUGUGGACUGCCCUGCGGGAACGUUUGGAGGUACAGAAGGGCUGAUGAACGUGAGCUCCUGCACCGCCUGCCUGGCCGGGUCCUACUGCGAGACUCCCGGACUCACCGAGGUGGAAGGCCCCUGCUCCCCUGGUUACUACUGUGAGGAGGGAGCAUCCACCCGGACUGACAUCAUCUGCCCUGCUGGUCACUUCUGCCCCCAGGGGUCGCCAACGCCCUCCCGCUGUCCUCAGGCGACCUUUAACCCCUACACAGGCCUGAACAGCUCCUCCCAGUGCACACAAUGUACCGAGGGCAGCUACUGUGGGACUGAAGGUCUGACAGAGCCCAGUGGAGCCUGCGAGCCGGGCUACUACUGCCCCGGCGGCCAGAACAGCUCACGUCCUGCAGAGUUUGCCUGCUGGGUGGGCCACUACUGCCCGCUCAACUCGUCUGAGCCUCUGCCUUGUGACAACGGCACACACACCAACCACACACACGCGGACGAGUGCUACACAUGUCCUCAGGGAUGGUACUGCCUGAAUGGGCAGGUGGUGGGGACCUGCCCGGCGGGGUACUACUGUCCGGAGGGAACCGCCUUCGACUGGCGGCCGUGCCCGAGGGGAACAUACAGCAACGACACAGGACUGUGGGAGGAGCCGCAGUGCCAGGCCUGCGCUGGCGGACACUACUGCAGCAGUCUGCAGGCUACCGCAGUCACGGACCAGUGUGACGCAGGUUACUACUGUGAGUACGGGGUGGACAGACCGAGGCCAGAUGGAGACUACAACGCCACUCUCAUCAACGGCACAUGUCAGCUGCUAGGUGGCAUGACAGGAGUGGGCGGCAUCUGUCCUGUGGGGCACUACUGCCCGCGAGGAACCACCCACCCCAAACCCUGCGGAUCCGGUUCCCAUAGCAACACAACGGGACUGGCUACCUGCAUCAACUGUCCAGCAGGACACUACUGUCUGCAGGGCUCAGACCAGUACGAGGACAAGCCCUGUCCCCCAGGCCACUACUGUCCCGAGGGGACGGCCACAGCGACAGAGAAUCCGUGUCCUGCCGGCUCCUACUAUAACCUGACCAUGGCGCGGUCUGUGGGUGACUGCCUGCCCUGCCCAGGCGGGUCCUACUGCGCAACCCCGGGCCUGGACUAUCCCACCGGCCUCUGUCAGGAGGGCUGGUACUGUUCCGGUAACUCCACAUCUGCCACCCCCGCUACAAAUGGAGGGGAGUGUCAGCCGGGGUACUUCUGUCCAGAGGGGUCCUCCUCCCCGCAGCUCUGCAGCCCUGGCAUGUACUGUCAGACAACAGGGCUCCCUCUACCCACCGGAAACUGUACUGCAGGUAAGUACUGUCAGACAACAGGGCUCCCUCUACCCACUGGAAACUGCACUGCAGGCUACUACUGUACCCUGGGAGCUCGGUUCCCCAACCCUGUGGACAACUCCACGGGCGACCUCUGUCCUAAAGGUCACUACUGCCCCAUGGGCAGUGCCGCCCCCCUCCCCUGCCCCACCGGAACCUUCCUCGACUCCACACAGAACGAUGCGGAGGCAGACUGCCUGGCCUGUCCCCUGGGGGAGCACUGCCCCGGGGUGGGGAGGCCGCUAUCCGCAGGAGCCUGCAACCCAGGCUACUACUGCCCCGGUGGCCAGAACGUCUCACAACCUGCUGACUACGGCUGUCCUGUUGGUCACUACUGCGAGUCGGGAGCGCACACCCCCGUGAGGUGUGAGAAUGGAACGUACCAAGACGAGGAGCUGCAGAGCUCCUGCAAGGCCUGCCCAUCAGGCUACUUCUGCGACAACACGGUGACCUAUGUGGUCUUGGACAACACCACUACCACCUGCCCCAUGGGGUACUACUGCCCGGAGGGGACCAGAUAUGCAAACGAGUUCCCCUGUCCAAAUGGAACCUUCAACAACAGAACUGGUUUGAGACAGUCCAGCCAGUGCAGCCGGUGCCUGGGCGGUCACUACUGCCCCAUGCCAGGCCUGGUCAGUCCGUUUGACCAGUGCGACGCCAGCUACUUCUGCCAGGAGGGAGCUGAAACCUCCACACCAAACCAAGGUGCUGAUGCCGACAUCUGUCCCGAAGGAUUCUUCUGUCCCCAAGGAACGUCCAACCCCUCAGCCUGCCCAAAGGGAACGUACAGUAACACCACGGGGCUGAGGGAGGAAGGGGACUGUACAUUAUGUCCUGCAGGGGAGUACUGCGGAGAGGUGGCCAUGACUGACACCAGUGGGCUGUGUGACGCAGGGUACUUCUGUGAGCUGGGAUCCUCCCAUGCCAGGAACAUCUCCUGUCCCUCGGGCCACUACUGUCCCCAGGGGUCGGGCAGCCCCACCCCCUGCCCCAGGGGAACCUACAGCAUUGCCACAAACAACCAGAACGUCUCGCAGUGCGACCCGUGUGAUCCUGGCAAGUUCUGCAACCAGACUGGCCUGUCCAGCCCUUCAGGCGACUGUGACCCUGGGUUCUACUGCCCAGGGGGAGACGACGUCCCCACCCCUGGGGGAACUCCCUGCCCCAUCGGCCUGCACUGUCCCCAGGGGAGCCCAGCCCCCGUCCCCUGUGAGCCGGGAACGUUCACUAACCUGACCCAGACCUGGGAGUGCCUGACGUGUCCGGCCGGGUACUACUGUGUACCGGAGGAGGUUAUAGAAGGUAACUCCACCUCUGGCUACAGACUGUGUCCGCGAGGUUACUACUGUCCGGAGGGAACCGGUCGGAACUGGACCGACUGUCCGCCUGGAACCUUCAGCAACCAGCUUGGUCUGGCAGAGGAGGCACAGUGCACAGACUGUCCAGGUGGUUGGUACUGUAGUGGCUGGCACCAGACCUCCCCCACUGCCGAGUGUGCUCCUGGGUACUUCUGCACAUCCAGAGUGGACAGACCGACUCCCAUGCCUUACAGUUGUGGUUUAUACUGUAGUGGCUGGCACCAGACCUCCCCCACUGCCGAGUGUGCUGCUGGGUACUUCUGCACAUCUCGAGUAGACAGGCCGACACCCAUGCCGUACACCAGCUCCAACUCCACCACUGACAACUGCACUUUCCUGGGUGAGCACACAGGUGUAGGCGGGAUCUGCCCACCUGGCCACUACUGCCCCACCGGUACCGCCCUACCCCUGGGUUGCGAGGCAGGGACGUACCAGGACCUGUACACCCAGGCCGACUGCAAGCCCUGCCCCCAGGGGUACUACUGUCAGGCUAACGUCAGCACCUACGCCGAAACACCCUGUCCACCCGGGUACUACUGUCCACAGAACACAACCUACGACAAGGAAUGGCCCUGUCCGGCUGGGACAUUCAACAACCUCACAGGUAUGCCUGACGACUCUGCCUGUGUCAGCUGCACCCCAGGGUCCUACUGCCAGGGGCUGGGGAACCCCCACCCCACAGACGUGUGUCCCGAGGGAUGGUUCUGCAGCGGAGGUGCCAUCGAACCCGAACCGUCCGACCCGGCAACAGGAGGGCAGUGUCAACCAGGUGAAUACUGCCCCCUGGGGUCCAGCCUCCCCACCCCCUGCACUGCGGGGUGGUACUGUGACGUGGCGGGACUACCCACGCCCGCGGGGCUGUGCCAUGCUGGCCACUACUGCACCAACGGCUCCACCACACCUACACCCAGCGGAGUCGGAGGAGCCGAGUGCAGCCCGGGGCACUUCUGUGUAGAGGGCAGCAGCAGGGAGCAGGCCUGUCCUCCAGGGUCCUUCCUGCCAUCCACAGGAGCCCAGAACAGCUCGUACUGCCAGGACUGCACGGCAGGGUCCUACUGUAACUCCAGCGGACUGGCUACUCCCUCAGGGGACUGUACUCAAGGUUACUACUGCCCAGGUGGCCAGACCAUCCCCACCCCCAACGCCUUCCCCUGCCCGGUGGGGCACUACUGUCAGCAGGGGGUGGGGGCGCCCGAGGCCUGUCCCCCGGGGUCGUACCAGGACCUCACCAGGCAGAGCGACUGUAAGGAGUGUCCUCCCAGUUUCUACUGCGACACUUCGGAUGGUCCCGUGGUCAACUACACAGCAUAUGUCUGUCCACAAGGUUACUACUGCCCCAACGGUACAGAGAUCGCCACAGCCUUCCCCUGUCCUGAGGGGACGUUCAGCAACGUAACAGGGCUGUCCGAGGAAGCCCAGUGCAGUGCCUGUCUGGGAGGGUUCUACUGCGGAGAGAGGGGCCUGACAGCUCCAAACACACCCUGUGCACCAGGGUACUUCUGCAAACAGGGAGCGACGGAGGCAGCGCCUGACCAGGGUGCCGACGCCAAUGUGUGUCCCGCGGGGUCCUACUGUCCCGAGGGCACCGCGGAGCCGGCCGCUUGUCCCAGGGGAACGUUCUCCAACAGCACAGGACUGUGGAACCACACCAGCUGCCUGCCUUGCACAGGAGGCUAUUACUGUGGAACAGAGGGUCUGACUGAGGAAAGUGGUCUGUGCCUACCAGGCUUCUACUGUCCCAACGGCUCAAGCUCUGAAACCGAGAUCGUCUGCCCUGCCGGCAGCUACUGCCCCUCCGGAACACACCUGCCCUACCCCUGCCCAAGUGGCACCUUCUCAAACAACACCAGGCUGACCCAUAGGGCGGAAUGUACCAACUGCACAGCGGGGUGGUACUGCCAGCAGGCUGGGCUGACUGAGGAAGAGGACCUCUGUCAGGAAGGCUACUAUUGUCCUGAAGGAUCAUCAGUGCCCAACCCAGUGGAGUGUCCCAUCGGGCUGCACUGUCCCCAGGGUUCCCCCACCCCCCAGGCCUGCCCCUCAGGACACUUCACCAACACUACAGGGCAGCAUCUGUGUGAGAUAUGUCCACCAGGGUACUACUGCCUGCCAGAGAAUGUGACCUCGGGUGACCCCCAGUCCGGGUACCAUGCCUGUCCUGCAGGGUACUACUGUCCGGAGGGAACCGGUCUGGACUGGAAACCCUGCCCGGCCGGGACUUUCAGCAACCAGCAUAAACUCUACAGGCUUGACCAGUGUCAGGACUGUAGCGGAGGUUACUACUGCAGCGAACCCGCAGCCACCAACGUGACGGGGCCGUGUGCCGCGGGCUACUGGUGUGCCGCGGGCGUCGACAGGCCGAACCCUCACACACCUGGCAACAACGAGACCUACAACGACACCUGUCCUCUACUGGGGGGAUUCACAGGAGUUGGAGGUGUGUGUCCGAUUGGUUACCACUGUCCAGUUGGCACCGAGUAUCCGCUUGGCUGCGAGGCUGGAACGUACCAAGACGAAGCGGGGGAGAGCAGCUGCAAAAUGUGUCCCCCCGGGUACUACUGUCCCACUAACUCCUCCACAUUUGCGGGGAACCCCUGUCCCUCCGGAUACUACUGCCCGGAAGGCACAGGCAGGGAGGACGAGUUCGCCUGCCCCAGCGGCACGUUUAACCCGGUAACAAGGCAGACUAACCUCACGGCCUGCCUCAGCUGCAGUCCCGGCCAAUACUGCCAGGUGGCAGGCCUGUCCAGUACCACGGGCAACUGCAGUGAGGGUUACUACUGCAGCGGUGGUUCGGCCCACUUCAUGCCGACAGACCCAGCUGUGGGAGGGCAGUGCCAGCGAGGCGACUACUGUCCCGUCGGCUCCGAGGCUCCGACCUCGUGCGACCCCGGCUGGUACUGCCCCAACGUGGGGCUGGCAGCUCCUACUGCUCAGUGCCAGCAAGGUUACUACUGCAUGCUGGGAGCCUGGCUAAGCAACCCCAGAGAUAACACAACAGGAGACAUCUGUCCCACCGGCCACUACUGCCCCACUGGCAGCUCAGCCGGGACACCCUGUAGCCAGGGUUACUAUCUCAACACAACCGGCAACAGCCAGCCCACCAGCUGUGUCAGCUGCACACCAGGUCAGUACUGUGGAGGAGAGGGCUUGGCUGAACCAUCCGGAGACUGCACUCAGGGGUACUACUGUCCUACAGGCCAGGUCACGCCUACACCUGGCAACUUCACCUGUCCUCAGGGACACUACUGUCCGCAGGGGAGCAGCACACCUCAGCCAUGCCCUUCAGGUUCCUACCAGGACACGGCAGGGAAAUGGACGUGUGAUGACUGCCCUGCUGGGUUUUUCUGUAAUUGUAAUUCCUUAACACUGUUGUUUUCCCCAGGUUCCUACCAGGACACUGCAGGGAAAUGGACGUGUGAAGACUGCCCUGCUGGGUUCUUCUGUAACGCCACCUUCGGUCCUGUGGUCUGGUACAACAGCUACACCUGCCCCAUGGGGUACUACUGUCCCAACGGGACCAGGUACGCUGAGGAGUUCCCCUGUCCACCUGGGACUUUCAACAACCUCACAGGAAUCCAGUCGGAGGCAGACUGUACGCCAUGCGUCGGACGUUACGCCUGUGAUGAGUCCGGUCUGGCCUCCCCGCCCAGGUUCUGUGCUGCCGGAUACUUCUGCAGGGAGGGGGCCAACACUACAACUCCAACUCUGGGCCCCAAUGCUGACAUCUGCCCUGCUGGGUCCUACUGUCCUGAGGGAACAGACGAGCCGAUCUCCUGUCCAGAGGGAACCUUCAGCCCAAUUGCUGGGCUACAGACUGUGGGGGAAUGUCUCAACUGUACAGCAGGCAGCUUCUGCAACCAAACAGGCCUGACUGCUGUGAGUGGGCUUUGUCUGCCCCGAUAUUACUGUGUGGAAGGGUCCACUCGCCCUGACCAGCAAAUCUGCCCGGAGGGACACUACUGCGGAGAGGGCACCUUCGAUCCCUCCCCCUGUCCUAAUGGUACAUUCUCUAACUCCACUGGGCUGGAUGGUGAGUCGGACUGUACCCACUGCACCCCGGGGAGGUACUGUGAGGGACUGGGACUCACCGAGCCAACUGAUCUGUGCCAAGCAGGUUACUACUGCCCGCGCGGGUCCAGCCAGCCCAACCCUGUCAUCUGUCCCCCGGGUAAACACUGUCCUGAGGGAAGCGCCGAGCCGCAGGACUGUCCUGCUGGGUUCUACGUCGACACGGAAGGAGCCGCUGAGUGCACACCUUGUCCUGCAGGUUCCUACUGUAUCCCUGAGAACGUUGUGGAAGGGGAUGCUUCGACGUCAUACUUCCCCUGCCCCAAGGGUCACUUCUGUCCCAACGGCACCGGCCACAACUGGCAGCCCUGCCCUGCUGGGAGCUUCAGCAACGAUACAGGACUAAGGGAAGCAGUGGAGUGCACACCGUGUUCACCAGGCAUGUACUGCCAGGGUACAGCUCUAACUGAGCCCACGGCACAGUGCUGGGAGCGGUACUACUGUGUGUCUGGAGUGGACCGGCCCAACCCUCUCAUGCUGAAUGACUCCCAAUGUCCGGCUGACACCGUCCACCCGAUCAUCGGUCACAUCUGCCCCGCCGGACACUACUGCCCCACCGGAUCCAUCUUCCCACAAGGCUGUGAUGCCGGUACUUACAACGAUCUGACCGGUCAGUUUGAGUGCCAGCCUUGUCCAGUUGGUCACUUCUGCUACGCCAACACCACCGACUACACGCCCAACAACUGCCCAGCUGGUCACUACUGCCCGCCCGGCACCACAGACCCGCAUGAGUUUGCCUGUCCAAAUGGGACUUUCAACAACCACACCGGCCAGGAUGACCUACAGGACUGUGAACCCUGCAGCCCGGGGAUGUACUGUGAGGGGUCGGGCAACACCCACCCUACAGGACCGUGUGACGAGGGAUGGUACUGCACAGAAGGGUCACUGGACAAACAGCCCACAGCUAACGGUGGUCAGUGCCAGCCGGGCGAGUUCUGCCCCGAAGGCUCGUCUGCCCCACAGAACUGCACGGCUGGGUUUUACUGUGACGUCCCGGGUCUGCCUGCUACAGCUGGGUCGUGCCAGGCUGGGUCGUACUGUCCCACUGGGUCUUCUGCACCCACCCAGGUUGAAUGUCCUGCAGGUUACUACUGCCCCAGUGAGAGCGGGUUCCCCCUGCCCUGUGGGAACGGCACCUACAGCCCCACCCGAGGUCUGACGGAGGAGUCCCUGUGUCGCCCCUGCACUCCUGGGCAGUUCUGUAACGGCACGGCUCUCACUGCACCUUCUGGACAGUGCUACCCAGGUUACUACUGUCCGGAGGGCCAGAGCGUCCCCACGGCGUACGUGUGCCCCCGAGGUCACGAGUGUGCGGAGGGGACCGGUCCAGAACCCAAGCGCUGCGACAGCGGCUACUACCAGAACCUGCAGACCCAGGCUACCUGCAAGCCCUGCCCUGCCGGUUAUUUCUGUGACAACACGGCGCAGGCCGUUACUGACCUGUCCGGCUCCUCCUGUCCCGAGGGACACUACUGUCCCAACCGGACCGAGCGGGCCAACCAGUACCCCUGUCCCAUCGGCUCUUACAACAACCAGACAAACCGGGAGAGCCAGGACAGCUGCCUGCCGUGUCCACCCAAAUACUACUGCUCAGUACCCGGUCUGGCUACACCUGGGGAGGGGCAGUGCUACGCUGGGUACUACUGCAAUGGCAGUGUGAUCACCCCCACCCCCUCAGAAACCAUCUGCCCCAGGGGUAACUACUGCCCCCAGGGGUCCUACCAGCCCACCCCCUGCCCCUCAGGCAGCAUCUCCACCGGGGUGGGGAACCAGAAUGUCUCUGACUGUGACCCUUGCGACCCUGGGCAGUACUGCACCCCAGAGUCGUCACUAACAGGCCAGAGCAGGGACUGCGACCCAGGCUACAUCUGUGUCUUGGGUUCCUCGGUCCCCAACCCCACGGACGGGGUCAUGGGUCACAUCUGUCCCGUAGGACACUUCUGUCCCGCUGCAGCAGUGAUGGAGCAGCCGUGCGACAAGGGCACCUACCAGCCGUACCAGGGGCAGGGGAACUGUACGGAGUGCCCCCGGGGGACCACCUGUCCGCACAGGGGUAUGAAUGACACCCUGCCCUGCCCUGCAGGUUACUACUGCCACCCAGGCACAGGCGACAAUGGGAACCCGUGCCCCAUUGGCUACUACAGUAACUACAGAGGCCUGAGUGAAGAGUCUGGCUGCCUGCGAUGCCCACCUGGGUACUACUGUAACGAGACGGGACAGGAGUACCCCACCGGCCACUGCAGCGCCGGGUACCUCUGUCUGAACGGUUCCCGGUCAGCCACGCCUAGCGACGGGGUCAACGAACCCUGUCAGAAGGGAUACUACUGUCCCAAAGGAGCCAUCGCAGCCAUCGCCUGCCCAGCCGGUACCAUGAACCCCGACGCCCACGGGCGGAAUGUGUCAGACUGCCGACCCUGUUCCCCAGGGUACUACUGCGGAACCACGGGUCUGUUCGAGCCGACCGGGCCGUGUGACGAGAACUUCUACUGCCCAGACUUUGCAGAGAUCGACAACCCUCAGCCGGCCGCCUUUGCUUGCCCUGCUGGGUCCUUCUGUCCCAACACCACAGCCUGGCCACAUGGGUGCCUUCCAGGCACCUACCAGACUUCAACGGGCAGCAAUGACUGCGACCCUUGCCCCGCGGGGUCCUUCUGUAUCGGCAACUCGACAACCCCCGAGCCCUGCCUGGCGUACUCCUACUGCCCUGCAGGUUCAGACUACCCCACGCUCUGUCCAAACGGCACACACACGCUGCCCGGGGUGACCGGGCAGGAGCGGCCUGAACAGUGCCAGCAGUGCCCUACAGGUAAAUACUGCCUGGGUGGACGUGAGGCUGGAGACUGUACUGCAGGUUACCUGUGCUACAGUGGCAGUGACACGCCCACACCAGAUGGCUCUGAUCCCACCAUGGGCCAGCCUUGUCCCUAUGGCUACUACUGUCUGGAAGGUGCAUUGGAUGUGUCCCGCUGCCCCCCUGGCCUGGUAGUGGACAGAGAGGGUGCCGCCUCGGAUGCAGAAUGUUCCACUUGUCCUGCGGGUAAGAUCUGCACUGCUAACGACACGGUCCCCCAGGACUGCACCCCCGGGUACUACUGUCCGUACGACCACCCCAAAACCGCCUGCCCCAACGCCACCUACUCCGCAGAGCCUGGCGCCACCAACAUGAGCACCUGCCUGCCCUGUCCUGCCGGCUACUGGUGCAAGUAUCAAGCCACCACCAACUACACAGCCUUCCCCUGCCCCAUUGGCUACUUCUGUGUGGAAGGAACCAUUGAGCCAGAGGAGUGUCCAGUGGGGACAUACAGGGACACUGUGGGAGCAGGAGGUCUGUUUGAUUGCCACCCCUGCCCAGCUGGUUUCUACUGUCCGGACGGGGGAACCACCUUCACCGGGAUCCUGUGUGAUGAAGGAACCUACUGCCCUGAGGGCUCCAUGAACCAGACGCUCUGUCAGGCCGGGUUCUACUGUAACCACUCCAUGACCCAGCUGCCCUGUCCGCCUGGCUACCACUGCCCCGCAGGAUCCUCCUAUCCACUGGAGUGUCCGGAGGGCCACUACUGCCCGGGUACAGACUGCAACAACACCGAGGCUGGCACCAUCGUGCCCCUGAAGUGCCCAUUGGGCUACCACGACUGUGACUGCACCCCGCGAGACACCUUUGAGAACGUGUGUCAGAUCUGUCGAGCAGGUACGUACAGCAGCGACCCGACCCAGCCGGCCUGUCUCACCUGCCGGGCAGGUGUGGUGUGUCUGGAGGGAGCGACGUCCGACCAGCCGGCCAGUAACGACUCUGCGACCUUCGGAGUCAACUCCACCAACUCCUACCCCUGUCCUCCAGGUUACUACUGUGAGGCGGGCGUGUCCCUCCCUGCAGCCUGUCCCCCCGGUACCUACCAGCCGGUGGAGUUUGCCGAGGGGCCGGCAGACUGUCUGGAGUGCGCCGUGGACCACUUCAACCACCUGCAGGCACAGACCGCCUGUUUCCACUGCGGCGGGGAGGCCAGUCAGCCGGGUACCGGCGCGGUCGGGUGUGUCUGCACCGGAUCGGGCAGGGACUUCCAGCCGAGUGACCGUACCUGCCCGUGUGCUGCGGGUUUCCGGGUCAUGUCGGGUCGCGAGCAGGACUGCGUGGAGCACGUGUUCGACAUCUGUGGGGAGAACCAGCACCGGAACCAGGAGGGGUACUGUUUGGAUGAGGGGCAGUGGAUCACCUACUGCAGCACUGAGGUGUGUACCUCGGAGGCAGCAUACCUGGGCUAUGAUGGCCUGCUGGGGAUCUGCCUGUGCCGUGUGGAUGAUCUGGAGGAGAUCUGUGAUCUGGAGUGCCGGCUGCUGCAGAAGACCAGAAUCCAGCUGGUCUGCGACCCUCUGGACGACGAACCCACGCUGAGGGUCAACUACCCCAACGGGACUGCUAAGACUGAGUACGCCUACAAUGAGCUGACUAAGGUCAUCAACAGCAGAAUCGCGCUGAAGAAGGAAAGCUGCAAGUACAAGGACGGGACUCCGGAGUCGGUGUAUCUGGUGCAGAUGUCAGGCGAUGGUUUCCUGGGCGUGUACAACCCCAGCUCCGCAGAGGUCGAUGACCUCGUGACGGAGAACGUGAAGACGUCAGCAGGCACGGCGAGAACCCUCCCGCUGUCAGGCGGGGCCCGGAGGAGGCUGCUCGCGCUCUCCACCAUCAACGGCUCGUACUACGAGGGCAUCGCCAACCCAACCGUCUGUCUGCUCUGGAACGAGCUCAUGUUCUUCGAGGUGUCCAAUGACCACUUCCCAGUAUAUGAUAGAGACAACCUGUACAACACAAACGAGCAGUUUGACUACGGAGGUUUCCGGCAGCUUGCAGAGCUGCAGAGCCAGGUACAGACCGCCACCACGCUCUUCGCCUACCGUUUCGCCGACCCAGGAGUCUACGUCUUCUACCUCAGCACCAACGUCAACAAGAAGAUGUACGUGCGAGUGAUGGCAGAUGGCGCUCAGUGCUCGGAGGACGGACCGUUCUUCCCCACCACGCCGCGGGCGCUGAUCCAAAGUGGCAUCGCGCUGGACGGAGACCUGCUGCUGUCGCCUGAUUGGCUGCUGAUCGGCAUCCUGUUCGGCGCCACCCUCCUGCUCAUGGUCCUCCUCGUGGUCGCCUUGCUUCUGUUCCGUCGUUACGGCUGGGCGAAGACGUCGUUCAUCAACCCGUACUACCGCUUCCUGUCGCAGAAGUACAACAUGGACGACUACUCCUCCAAGGGCUCCACCGUCCACCCCGUCAAGAAGUUCCACAGGAACCUGGGCGCUCCCGAGGAGGAGGAGGAACCUGUGGAGACGAGAGCUAUUGAGCUGAAGAGUGAAGAAUUCUGGGACUACGAGAAGCAAGUUGACCUUGAAGCCUUCACUUCCAAGGACUUCUACAACGAGCUGGCCAAGCAGUCUCGAGGGGUGACCGCCAUCCUGGGUAGACAGAAGGAGGAGGUGAAGUCCCUAUACCAGAAGGUAGCAGGUGAGGCGGAGUCGCUGAAGGGCCUGUGGGUGGCGAAGCUGCACCUGCGGAGCCGCAGUGCCCUGGCCACACAGGAGGACCUGGCCGACUAUGAGAGGAAGAAGGAGGAGUUGGAGAUAGAGCUGGAGCGGCGUAAGGAGCUGGGAGCCAGGUUUGAGGCCGUGCUGCAGAGGCAACAGGAGCUGCUGGAGGCAGACGAGAUCGCCAGGGAGGACCACCAGGUUGCCUAUAGUGCACCCAUGAGGGAAGCCAUGAGGAGCCUGCACGACCUUGUGGAGAAGGUCACAGAGGGCAAGGUCAACCCGACCUUGGAUGACAAGGAGCUGAGAAGCAUUUCAGCCCGAGUGGGAGCCCUGCUGGGCAGGAUGUCCCAUGAGAUCACCACAGAAAGCCAGCGUGUGGGAGCGUGGGGGGUGUUGGGGCAGGGCACCGGGGCACAACUGGUGGAUCCUGGCACCAACCAGCCACUCAGCCGAGAGGCACUUGUCGCUCCAGAUGGUACAGUCCGUGCCAUGGAGCUGAUCCACCAGGACCCGAUCUCCGGGCUCGUGGUGCCGAACUCCGACGCCCGCAUGCUGCUGCAUGAUGGGAAGGUCGCGCCGGUUGUGCCGGACAUGUUCGUGCACCCCCAGACCGGACGAGUGCUGCCGAUCAUGGGGAACGUGGCGUACGACCCGAUUUCCUCACGGCUCGUCUUCACUGCAGACUCCGCUACAGGCGAGGCUUCAAGAACGGAGGAGCCGCUGAUCCCGUACGUGCCGUACCCGCACGAUCCACAAACCGGCGCGCCCACACGGACCAAACUCACCACCCUGCAGCGCAAGAGCGACCUUCGACUCAACGCACCCAUGCCUGACCCCAACAGUGGUCUGCAUGUUCCCAUUGCUGCGGUGACCAUCCACCCCCAGACUGGAGUGGUAUAUCCCCUGGCAGGCUCCCACACAGACCCAGUCACGGGCCUGCCCAUUGCUAUAGAGGUGGGGUCCGUCAUGAUAGACCCUAACUCCGACCUGCCCGUGCCCAUACUGGGGGUGGGGCUCGACGCUGAAACUGGUGAUGUUGUCCCGCUGGGUGGCACGACUGCCACGUUCGGCGGGCGGGGCCCUCGCUCACCCAUCAUCCCCGGAGACACCUUCUCAGAGCCGCUCAGCGGAAAACCAGCCCAUGUGCAUGGCGGUGUGCUGGAGGGUUGUGAUGUGCUGCCCAGUGGAGGAGGUUACCAGGCUCUGCUGGAUGCCUGUGUUCUCGCCUGCGAGGCCCGAGUACUGGCUGCACUGCAGGAGUACAAGGACGCCGUCACAGGCCCUGAGGCAGUGCAGGCCGGCCCGGCGCUGAACUGUCACCACGAGCAGAGUGUGCUGGAGACAGCGCUAGGUGAGCUGGGGAAGGCACGGCAGCGCUGCAAGGCACAGCUCCUCCGCACCGGGCACAACCUCACACGCAGGGAGGAGAGGGCUGCUAUCCUGGCCGCUACUGGAGGCUCCGCAGGAAUGAUGGAGUUUGCAGCGACAGGUCAGCUGCUGCCGAUCCUGGUUGGCACGACGAUGACCGACCCGGCGGGGUCAGGCCUGCAGGUUCCCGUCCUCGGCAUCGACAGGGACAAGAAAACCAGCAACGUUGUUCCGCUGGGGGGAACCAUGGAGGACCCAGAGGGAGAAGGCCUGGUUCCGAUCAUGCUGGGCCGGCCGACAGUGGACCUGGUGACAGGAGAGCUGAGUCCGAUCAGCGGCGUGCGCAUCAGUCCUGACACGGGGACUGUCACACCUGUCACACUGUCAUCGGGAGGACACAAGAAGAGGAAACCGCCUCUCGGAGCUGUCGCCAUGGUGGAGGACGAGCUGGUUGCUAGGCGGAGCUACUGGCGUCGCCAGCGGCAACGUGAGGAGGAGGCGACCAAUCAGGAGGCGUUGCUGGUGUUCCAGCUGAUGUAUGACAUGGAAAACAUCACGGCACAGAAGAUUGAGGACUGUCUGGACACCAUGGCAGAGAAUGUGCACAAACUGUUGGAUGCGGCUAAGAGAGAGGUCCAGAGGAGGACGGAUGCUGAGGAGGAGUUCACAGCUGUCCUGCCGCCAGAUGUGGUCUCCAUCCUCACCCAGGUGAACCAGGCGGAGCGGGAGCGGGAGGAGAGACAUCAGGAGGCGCAUCGGAAGUUCGCCGAGACGAUCCGGAAAUUCUUCCAGAAGCUGCAGAUGGAAGAGAACAAGUACAAAGACAGGAUGCAGGAACUCGAGGGAGCCAUGAACCCAGAUGCAGAAGCUACAGUGCUGCAGCGUUACCGGCAGGCCAAGUCGCGACUACAGGCAGAGCUACAGGACCAGAUCCUGAGCCGGUCGGAGAAUCUGGACGAGGAACACUCUGCCCUGGAGUACGUCAGGGAGAAGGCAGAGCUGCUCGGACUGGAGGCCAAGAAUGUCCUGACAGGAGCAGUGGUUGUUGCCGGGGACUAUGAUGCCACCAUCUCGGGCGUGUACGGCGACGACCUGACCUCCCCCGCCUCCAGUCGUGAGCUCAUCCCGCUCCUCAAGCAGCUCAUAGCCAUGCUGGAGGCCGGCGGACAGUUCCAACUCUCCGUGGAGGGGGCGCAGCUCUUCUCCGGAGGGACAGGAGCGGCGGCUACACAGACGGCGGCAACAGUGCACCGAGGACUCGCACCACUACAGUUUGCCGGUCCAUCCAUCUCUAUUGGGGAAGUGGAGACCGUGCAGGGCCUGACCUCCGUGGUGCCAAGCCAGGGAACAGCAGGGGUGGUGCAGACACAGCUGCUGUCCCACGCUGUCCCCGGGACAGCAGGAACAGCAGGCAUGGCCACGACUGUCACACAGCAGAAACAGCAGCCGGAGAUGUCUGAGGAGGAGCUCAAGGAAAAGUCCAGGAGCCUCCUGGAGCGGUUCACGCGGGAGGCGGUGCAGCUGGAGGACGAGCUGCGUGCCGAGGAGAUCGCUGCCAUCAACCAGGUGAUCCAGGAGGUGGAGAGGGAGAAGGAGAAGGCCAUCCAGCAGGUGCAGGCCGAGCUCAAGGAGAAGCUGCGCAGGUGUACUACUGAUGAGGAGCGGGAGAAGGCCAUGCUGGAAUCUGCACAAAAGAUCCAGAAGAUCAACGAGAAGUUUGAGAGUGAGAAGCAGAAACGUCUGAAGAAGGUCCGUAAGGAGCUGAGGGAGGAGCGAGUCCGCAGGAAGAGAGCUCUGCUGCAGAGGCAGAGGGCAGAAGCGCUGGAAGCAGGAGUGGAUGUGGAUGAGACGGUACCAGCGAUCAGUCUACCCUCGGAUGAUGAGUUGGACCAGGACCUGAUGCUGCUGGCUAAGCAACAGGAGCAGCUCAUCGCUGAGCUGAACAAGGCCUUUGCUGAGGAGCUCGCACGGGAACAGGAGGAGAUAAACAGCGGUCGUAAGGCGCAGCUGGAUGCUGAGAUGGAGGCUCGGAUCCGGGCCCUGAACAGGCAGAUGGGCAGGAGUGAUGCAGAGACUGACAAGCUGCUGGAGGACAUGAAGAAGCAGUCAGCAGCCCAGCGAGGUCAGAGGUCGAACAUGAAGGACCGGAUGCGUCAGCGUCAGCGCCAGCGGCGCACACGGAGCCGCGCCGACGGGCCGGAGAUUCCUGAGGGAGUGGAGCAGGGCUCGGAGGAGGAGAAGCUCAUCUUAGAAGCUUUCCAGGCCCAGCAAGAUGCGGAUGACCUGAAGGAGGAGGAGGCUCUCAUGGCGGUUAUCGAUGAACUGGACGCUGAGGACCAGCGUAGAACCCACAUGGAGACCCUCGAUGACAUGCUAUCCAGUUCAGAACUAACAGAAGAGGAGAAAGCGCAGGCUGUCGCCCACUACAUGCAGCAGGCAGGGCUGGUGGAGCGACGGUUCCAGGACUCCCUCGACGAACAGAGAGACAAACUGCAGGCUAAGCUGGCGGCCAGGAAACGGCACAGAGAGGAACUCGCCAAGGAGGCAGCUGUUGCUAGUGAACUGGACACAAUUAGCAAGGCUCAGGAUCCCCUCAAGGAAGCGGACAAGGCGGCGCGAGGCCUAGCAGAGGCGUCGGAUGCGAUUGACCAGAUCCGAGAGAAGACGGACUCUGACGCGGCGGCCGGGCAAGCCGUGGAGAACCUGCACCAGCAGCAGGUUGCUGAGCAGGCCGCCCUGGAGACUCGGCAGCGGCAGGAGGACCGGGAGGCCGGCAGGAGGCUGGACCAGGAGCUGGAGAACAGCAGUGUCGCCGUGGAGACACAGAUGGAGGAGCAGAAGAAACUGCUCCUGGACCAACAGAAGGCCCAGUUUGAGCGUGGCCUGUGCCGUGUGUUUGCUUGUUUGUUUGUUUACAUGUUUACUCUCCUGGACCAACAGAAAGCUCAGUUUGAGCGAGACCUGGUGCUGAAGAAGAAGGAACAGAACCUGACAGAGGACCAGGUGAAACAGAUGCUAGCUGCUCACCAGCAGGAGAUGGAGAAAAUGGCAGACAACAUGGACAAGGAGAAAGAGCGUCAGAAGAACACGCUAGCUAAGAAGCUGGAGGAGAGAAAACGUCAGAAGGCUGCACAGCUGGCCGAGAAGCACCAGGCUGAGAUGGCGCAGGUUCUGAUGCAGCAGCAACAGGAUAGGGAGAACCUCGCAACUCAGCAGAUCCUGGACCAUGAGAAGUCGACCUUGGCGGAUUCCAUCCAAGGUCAGGACGGUAAGAAGGCGGAGAACAUCAUCUACCGCGUCUUGAAGCAGCGGCACCUGAAGGAGACAGUCCGUCUGGACGAGCAGCAGAGACGAGAAGCGGAGGCAGCAAAGGCGGCGGCGCGAGCACAGGCAGCCGAGCGCAGGCAGCAGGACAGGGACAGGCUGGUGUCCCAACAGGAACAGGAACUGCUUGAGCUGGUGACCAAUGCCGGCUCGCUGACAGCCCCAGAACUGGCCAAGAGGAAGGCUGAACUACAGCACGCACACAAGAAACAGCUGGCUGAGUUUGAGAAGCGUACGGCUGCCCUGCUGGCGGAGGCUGAGAGGGACGUUCUGCCAUCGCUGCAGAUCGACCACGCACACGCGCGCCUGGAGCUGAGGGAGAAACAGCUGAAGGAGCUAGCCGACGCCAUGAAGAACCUCUCACCCGAACAGGCUGCCCUUAUCGAGCAGUACGCCCAGGACGCGGAGAAGGCGGCUGAGGCGGCUCGAGACUUCCGGGAGACGAAGAUGAAGGAACUGAACCUGCAGAUGGAGAGGAUCAAGGAGGAGAGGAGACGGAAGGAGGAGGAGAGGAAGAAGAAACUCAGGGACCAAGUCAGUGCCCUUGAGCAGGAGAUAGAGGAGGAGAGAAGGAGGGAUGAGAAGAGAGAGCAGGAGAGGCUGGCCGACCGGGAGAAGAGAGCGAAGGCACAGCUGGAGGAACGAGAGAAGCAGAAAAGGAAGGAACUGGAGCAGAUGAACGUUACCGAGGACGAGAAGGAGAAACUUCUCCGUGAGCACGAGGAAAACAUGCUGAAGCUGAAUGAAGCCAUGCAGAAGGACCAAGAGAGGAGCAAGGCCGCACUCAAGGCUAAACUGGAGGCUCGUCGUGAGAAGAAGCGGAAGGCUCAGCUGGCCAUGAUCGAGGAGGAGGGGAAGAAGGAGGAGUAUGAGGAGGAGAGGAGAGCCAACGAGCAGCUGAACAGGAUCAGUGUGGAAGGUGCCAAGGAGUUCGAGAGGACCAACAACCAGAUGCUGCGACCUUCAACGCCGAACGCCCUUGACCAGGAGGGUCAGGGGUCGGGUAUCCCAUCAGGCCCUGUGUUGCCCCCGGGUGACCUGAAGCUGCCAUUCCCGGCGGGUUCGCCCCAAGAGCAGGACUUCAUGGACCUGCUGGUGAAAUCUCCGCUUUUCCAACACAUCACGGAGAUCAAGGACAUGCUCAAGAACACUCUGCCAGGUGGUAAUGUCAUCGGUGCGAAGACAGACCGUCCGUACCUGGACAUCAAGGACGCGCAGUGGCUGUGCUCGGGUGACCUGAUGGCCGUUGACCUUAACGACCUCACGCCCAGCCACUUCGUCGUGUACCGUUUCGGCGUGUUCAUCACCCAGCUGCUGGCCCGCCAUCUGGGGUCGCCCGAGGUCACCCUGCUGCUGGCCUCCAACCUGCCGCCCAACGACUACCACAGGAACGCCUUCCGACACUCCUUCCUGUACCAACACGCCAGGAGGAUACUCUUCAUUAGGAAGGAACGUAUGGAGUCCGUGGGUGAGUUCGUCGUUGUUCUUCUCCACUGUCUGGCCCACAUCAAGGUCAACGACCUGGCCGACGACAACAACCCUUACUUCCUGCGGGAGUUCUACAAGGCCAUGAAGCUGUGCUGCCAGGACAUGUUCUUCUCCCGUUCGCGCUCCACCAACACCAGCUCGGCUCUGAUUGGUGGGUGGCUGGCCAAUGGCAGGACAGCGCUGGAGGCGGCGUUCCGACACAGCGCGACCUCGGAGAAACGAGGCCACGUCGUUAGUGAACUCAUCAACACCAAGGUCACCGCGCCGGUCGAGGCAGAGUUCUCCUCACAGCAUGUAUCUGAGAGGAUGGCAAACUACCAGGACUUCAGCGGGAACUCGCAGCUACGCGGCGCGCUGACCGGCCAGAACCGGUCAGGACCAGCUACUGACGUGAUGGCUGCUAAGCUGAGACAACUUCGCGGCAAGAAGGAGCCUCAAGAAGCUCAGGACAGGCCCACCAAACCGUCUGCCGCACCCGCAGCCCUCCGCAGCCACCGGGACCUGCUGAGGUCACAGGUGAACGACCUGCAGGGCAAGCUGGACCACCUGACAGAAGAGCUGACCCAGGUGGUCAAGUCUGAGCAGGAACUCAGCACAGGCAUCGACAGGGCCAUGGCUGGCGCGUCGCCCCCCUCCCACCUGGAGCAGUCGCAGCAGCAGCUGGCCACGCUGCAGCUCCGCAGGGAGAACCUCACCCGCCGCAUCGCGCACAUCGAAGCGGAGGUCGGCAAGAAACAGGACGCCAUGAGCGCCAAGUAAACCCCUGUUACCAUGGAAACUGCAAAGUUAACAUAACGGAAAUUCAUCAUUCGUAGGGAUGGGAAGAUGACAACGAUGAGACGGAAUUCGACUUUAUUCAGUCUUUUUCAAGAAUGACAAAGAUGGGACCACUCCUCCUUUUAUACUUUUUACCAUCCCUCUCUUAGCAGGGCGCUCUGCUUGAGUUUAAGAUAUUAAGAUAACGGAAAAUCAUCAUCAUCAGAAAUAAAAACGUUACCAUGGCAACUGCAAAGUUAACAUAAGAUAAUGGAAACUCAUCAUCAGUCAUCUCACCCGCCGCAUUGUGCACCUUUAGGCAGAGGUCAGCAAGAAACAGGACGCCAUGGUCGCUAUAUAAACCUCAGUUUCCAUGGAAACCGCAUCCUUGUUUGUCCCUCGUGGUAACCACAUAAUUGACAUACGAUAACAGAAACUCCAUCAUCAUCAUUGGUCGGCUGCUACUCAACGGAAACUACAAAACGACAAUGUGCCAUGGUACUAUAAAGAACAUUGAUCCAAAAUAGCUAGCUGCCAAUUUUGCUUCAACUUUACAACCCCCUGCUACAAGAAAUCAUGUUCAGCAACUUUCAGCCUUCAAGCUCAACAUUAAAGGCUGCUUUUACUAAGCAAUAAGCUAUGCAGUAUCAGUUUUACAGUAUUUUACACUUUUAUAAGCCAAGUUAGCCAACUCCAGAAUACUGUGUUGGCAUGCAUGGAUAUAAUGUUGAAGCCAGAGAUGUAAUACUAUGCAGUACAACCUUCCCGCCAAUGUUGCACACUGAAGUGUAUCAAAAGGAUUUUGUGUCAAUUUUACUUUUACUUUGUAGCGUUUAGAUUUGUGUCAAUUUUUUUACACUUUGUGAUGUUCUUACUAUUUUUUGCCUUUUAACACAGAAAUAAAAUUUUUAUUUCACAAUAGAUAUUUAGGAUAUAGUAUUGUAGAUAAUUCAUAAUGACUGUACAUAAUUUGGAAAAUAGAAAAUUAUACUGUAAAAUUUCUGGCCCAAGUACUAGUAAAUUGUAAAGGUUGAAGGAACAUCGAUGCUGUAGAAACCUGGGCAUGCAUUUCUCAGCAUCGGACUGUUCCAUGUGCAGUAAAGGGGUGGAAUCAAAGGGCCAACUAUUUUUCUAUUCCUCAAAAUUUAUCUAAAAUUUUCAGAUGGAAGCAAUGAAUGUAAAUUUUAAGGUGCAAUUUUAUGAAUGUACACAGUCAUAUUUGUAUAAAAGAUCCCUGCAAUAGCUAGAUAUAAGAUCAUUGCAAUGAAAUUAUGGUGUGAAGUCCUAGGAAUGUAUAUACUUUUGCACAGCUACUUUGCACUUUUUUAUUCUUGCACUUCAGAAUUAGGAGACACUGUGCACUUUUGCACUGGACUAUUUGAAUAAAGGCUAUCAUUUUAUUA
This is a messenger RNA of Branchiostoma belcheri (Belcher's lancelet), 31739 nucleotides long. RefSeq lists its product as uncharacterized. The record is from RefSeq and is a predicted model, not a curated record. Gene Ontology annotation, molecular function: protein binding; chitin binding. Gene Ontology annotation, cellular component: extracellular region. Lineage: Eukaryota; Metazoa; Chordata; Leptocardii; Amphioxiformes; Branchiostomatidae. Bases 1 to 30339 code for a protein of 10112 amino acids. The transcript is spliced from 177 exons.